Messenger RNA from Phlebotomus papatasi, 1928 nucleotides. RefSeq names its product zinc finger protein 567-like. Gene Ontology annotation, molecular function: zinc ion binding. Gene Ontology annotation, cellular component: nucleus. Lineage: Eukaryota; Metazoa; Arthropoda; Insecta; Diptera; Psychodidae. The transcript is spliced from 3 exons. The record is from RefSeq and is a predicted model, not a curated record. The coding region runs from base 144 to 1892 and encodes 582 amino acids.
GCGUAUUUAUGAAUAAGUAAGAAAGAAAAACAAAAGCCAGCAGCUGAUAGUUUCCGCUCAAAAAAUUGUUUUUUGUUGUCUUUUCAAAUUAUUGAAAAAUUGAAAAUUUGCACUGCUUUAAAAAAAAAGCCUAAAUUAAAGGCAUGGCGUGUAUUGUUGCAGGAUGUAGUUCGAGAUGGGGCAGGAAAACACCGGGAAUGUCUUUGCAUCGGGUUCCGGCAAGACCUGCCCAAAGAGAAGCUUGGUUGCAAGCAAUCUUAAAUUUUCAUGGUCAAGAAGUAUCACCGGAAUCAUUGAAACCGGGCUAUGUCUGUGGUCGACAUUUCUGCGAAGAGGAUUAUUUACCAGGUGGUAUUAAAAGAUUCCUUGAUACCAAGGCUGUACCAACCAAAUUUGACAAAGAACCCGAGCCCCCACAUUGUGAAAUAUGCAAUGAAACCAAGCAUCUCAUUGAUACGUGGACAGAAGAAUUUGGGCAUUUACACGACAAGCUCCAGGAUGUUACAAAUUCUGAGCACAAGCAUAGCAACUGGCUGAGAUAUAUGUGCAGAAAGUGCAAAGAUAAACUCUACGAUAUUUGGGAAUUUAAGAUACUCUGCAAAAAUGCGUAUAGAAAAUUCUUAGAUGAAAUUGUGGAUGAUUCAGGAUCAUUCGAUUUCGAUUCAUACAUUGUAAAAGAAGAUGUUUACAUGGAACAGACAAAUAUUAUUGAGAAAGAAGAUGGUUGGGACGUUGACAUGAAUGUUGUUGAGACAGUUAAGGUAGAAAAUGAGAACAAAAUUUUUGACGUGUUUGAUAUGGUUAAUGUUCCUGAAGAAAACUUAAUAGAGAACACACCUCGUGAGGAAAAGGUUCAACACGUUGCAAAGCCGAAAAUUAUAAUACUUCGCAAAGUAAAAAGACCUAAACUCAAGUCUAAAAUUUCUAAAGUUAAGACUCACGAUCAGGAGUCUAACAAGGAAGAAGUCAAAAAAGAGCCUGAUGCUACAAUCGAAACAUUGAAUAUGACCGAUAAUAAUCAGAAGACCAUUGCUGAAGUAACAACUGUUAAAAUAGAUCGACCAUUGAAGAAGUUUAGACCCCCGAGGAAAAAAAAUAUUAAAAAACCAGUUCAAUGCGCUCUAUGCAAUAAGAUAUCUUCAUCAAGAGCUAACUUGCAAAUACAUAUGGAUAUUAUUCAUUUAAAGAAAUAUAAAUUUCUCUGUAGUGUUUGUGGGCAAAAAUGUGCUACACGUUAUCGUUUUGAUGAGCAUCAAAAGACUCAUUUGGAUGUUAAACCUCAGUUUCCUUGUGAUAAGUGCGAAAGAUCUUAUACAAAUAUCGGAAAUCUACGAAGACAUAUUGGUGAGGCGCAUCAGAUUCCAGCUAAGAAGCAACCACCUACUAAACCUCGUUGUAGAUUUUGCCGUAAAUACUUUCCAACAAAGGAUGAUUACUAUGAACAUAUGAAAUCACAUCCCGGUUCUCAGGUGCGUAGAAGAGUAGGAUACCCAAGAAGUGACAAAAAAUGCCGCUAUUGCUCGAAAACCUUCACAACUAAGCAAUCAACUGAGAUACAUGAAAGAACUCACACAGGUGUGAGACCAUUUGUUUGUGAAAUAUGUUCAAAAACUUUCAGGCAAGAAGUUCAUUUGAAGACUCACAUGUAUAUUCAUUCGGGAAAGAAGGCAUUCAAAUGUAAUUACUGUGGUAAAGGAUUUACUCAGCCUGGAAAUCGUAAUGUUCAUAUAAGGAUUCACACAGGAGAAACACCAUAUGGAUGUUCUACGUGUUCUAAGCGUUUUUACGACAGCAAAAUGUGUAAGAAGCACGUUGUCAAGUGUUCAAAGGCAUCGAAGGAUGAAUGUACAAAAAAUGGAGAUGCUACAGAUGCUACUAAAGAGAAUUCAUAACAAUUUAAUGGAGAAAUAAAUAAAAUUUUUAAACAA